AAGGGUAAACUGGUAUAGUUGGUGAGUUAAGUGUUUUGCUCACUAGAAAUUAAACGAAAUUAUCUUUCGAAAUAUAAUCUGAAAAUUCAACAAAUAUGUCUUUCGUACCAAACAAGAAUGUUAGUUGGUGAACAUGUAUAUCUUAAAUGAAAUAAAAUAUAUGUUUUUUAACUAAAAGCGUUUGCUUUUCUAAUACAUUAGCGGCGUGGUUUUUUUCGCUGGGAUUUUUAAUUUCGUUAUAUUAACGUAUUCUUGAUUAUAUGUACUAUACUAAUAUGAAUUUGUAUGUCUAUUUAGGUUGAAGAUUACAAAAAUAGAGUAAAAAGAGAGGUAUUUAUCUUAUACAUAUUUUCACACGGAAAUUUUAUCUGGGCUGAAAAUGUUACAGGCCGAGGUUCUCGUCAAAGAUGUUUUUCCUAACAAGGUUGUUUUUCUCGAUAAUUUGAUGCGCACGGAGCAGUUAAGUAUAAACUCAGUGAAUGACUUUGUAGUCGACUUAAAUGUGCCACAUCCAUCCAACUGUUUGUUGGAAAAUGAUGGACCAGCAGCAAAGAAAUUGAAAUUGGAUAAUAGCUUAGAAGGCAGUAAAGUUUAUGCUUUACCGAAUGGAGAAGUAACUUGUAAUGAACCAUUAUCGAAACUUAUUGACCAAGUUAAGCCGUUGUUAAGAGAUCUAAUCGAACACGCAAAUCAAAUAAAAAUGUGGAUAACAUAUUUGAUACCAAGAAUAGAAGACGGUAAUAAUUUCGGUGUAUCUAUACAAGAGGAUACAAUAGCCGAAGCUCGACAAGUAGAAUCUGACGCAGCGACGUACCUUGAUCAGGUCUCUAGAUAUUUCUUAACUCGAGCCAAAAUUGUCACGAAACUUGCGAAAUACCCACACGUUCAAGAUUAUAGACGAGCUAUUCAGGAACUUGACGAAAAGGAAUUUCUGAGUCUAAGACUUGUAGUGUGUGAGCUUCGAAAUCAUUACUGCAGUUUGCACGACAUGAUACUAAAGAAUAUCGACAAGAUUAAGAAGCCACGUUCGUGUAACGCAGAAAACCUAUAUUGA
Messenger RNA from Dimorphilus gyrociliatus, 1054 nucleotides. NCBI's taxonomy places the organism in Eukaryota, Metazoa, Annelida, Polychaeta, Dinophilidae. The record is from the annotation of a GenBank genome assembly.